AUAGAAUAAUUUAGAAGCUGUAAACUAAAGUAGAAGAUACACUCUAAGAUGUAUAAAAGUGUUUAAGAGUAGUUAGAUGAGGCCUAUUUAGAUACAUAUAAAAGAUGUAUAGAUGUUAAGAAAAUCCCAGAUACUAAUUAAAAUUAUAUGUUUACAGGUACAGAUCAUGGUAUUAAAGAUAAGACUGAUAAUACCAAGAUUAAAAUAACGAGUAACGAAAAGAUGUUAAUGCUUGGCAAUAAGGAUUUAGAAGACAUGAAGAGGUUGAUGUUGGAUUCAAAUAAGCAGACUAAAGAGAUGUCAGCAUCAAUUGGAAGAGCAGCUCGAAAGCUCGAGGAAGUUUCUGACGCGAUGUUAGAUGCCUUAAAGGUGAUGACAAAAGGGUACAGAGCAGAGUUAGAUCGGGAAAAGACUAAAGCAGAUGCAGCUAAGUUAGAAGCAGAGAAGAAGACCAGCGACGUAGAAGACAAAAUCAAAGCACAGAUAGCGAAAUUUGAUGGCAAGAAGAAUUGCUUUCGAUGUGCUAAGCCUGGACACAGAAUUGAAGAGUGUUCAUCACCAAAAGAUGUGUGGUUCUGCUACUACUGUCAGGAGAUAAGAUCUCACAAGGGUUCGGAGUGUAAGGACGGCAGACUUAAAAGUAAGGUUAUAAAUAAUAAUAAUAUCAAAUCUAGAGGUAAAUUAGAUAGACAGGGAAUUAAUUGAGUUAGAAAUAAU
Microplitis mediator is the source of this 717-nucleotide messenger RNA. RefSeq lists its product as uncharacterized. Bases 148 to 705 code for a protein of 185 amino acids. The record is from RefSeq and is a predicted model, not a curated record. The transcript has 2 exons. Gene Ontology annotation, molecular function: zinc ion binding; nucleic acid binding. Lineage: Eukaryota; Metazoa; Arthropoda; Insecta; Hymenoptera; Braconidae.